Messenger RNA from Pneumocystis murina B123, 978 nucleotides. RefSeq lists its product as hypothetical. Gene Ontology annotation, molecular function: protein binding; deNEDDylase activity; metallopeptidase activity. Gene Ontology annotation, biological process: protein deneddylation. Bases 1 to 978 code for a protein of 325 amino acids. NCBI's taxonomy places the organism in Eukaryota, Fungi, Ascomycota, Pneumocystomycetes, Pneumocystales, Pneumocystaceae. The transcript has 8 exons. The record is from RefSeq and is a predicted model, not a curated record. Gene Ontology annotation, cellular component: COP9 signalosome; cytoplasm.
AUGCCUUUAGAUCCACUGCCUUUAAACGACUGUAUUUAUAUUUAUGAUGAGAAAUAUCAAAAAAAACAAUUAAAUAAAAAAACAUGGAAAGAAGAUCCUUGUUAUUUUAAGUCAGUUCAUAUCUCUUUAGUUGCUUUAAUGAAGAUGAUGAUUCAUUGUUGGUCUGGAAAUUCAAUUGAAGUAAUGGGCCUUAUGCAAGGGAAGAUUUAUGAAGAUAAAAUGAUUGUUAUGGAUGCAUUUUGUCUUCCUGUUGAAGGAACAGAAACUCGAGUGAAUGCUCAAGCAGAAGCAUAUGAAUAUAUGGUUACAUAUCAAGAUAUAAUAAAGCAGGUAAAUCGUCCAGAAAAUAUUAUAGGAUGGUAUCACUCUCAUCCAGGAUAUGGAUCUUGGCUUUCAGGGAUUGAUGUUGAAACACAACUUCAAAAUCAAAAAUAUCAAGACCCAUUUUUAGCUAUUGUGAUUGAUCCAAUACGCACUGUUUUAACAAGAAAAAUUGAUUUAGGUGCGUUUAGAACUUAUCCAAUAAAUUAUAAACCAGAUAUUUUACAACAAAAUUAUCAUGAAGUUAUACCUUCUGAUAAAAUAGAGGACUUUGAUGUUCAUUCACAUAAAUAUUAUGCUCUUAAAGUGAAUUAUUUUAAAUCGUCAUUGGAUUCUCAUAUUUUAUGGCUACUUUUAAGUAAAUAUUGGUUUAAAACAUUAACUCUGUCUUCAUCAUUUAUGAAUAAAGAAUAUUUACCUUCUAAACUAUUAAAUUUAUCAGAAAGAAUAAAUUCUAUUCAGCAAUUACUGGAGAAAGAUGAAUCUGAUAACUUCUCUUCUACAUCACAUUUUUGCACUCAGCAAUCUUAUGUACAUGAAAAAAAAAAGGAUGAUGUUUUAUAUAAGAUAAUUAAUGAUAUAAAUGAUCUUGCUAAUAAAGAAAUUCAUAGAAUAUCGACACAAAUUUUAAAGAACAAAUUAUUUAAUAUGUUCUGA